Messenger RNA from Cloeon dipterum, 1266 nucleotides. It is a transcript of the gene Sclp, whose product is annotated as sclp. The record is from RefSeq and is a predicted model, not a curated record. Bases 122 to 772 code for a protein of 216 amino acids. Gene Ontology annotation, molecular function: protein binding. The transcript has 4 exons. NCBI's taxonomy places the organism in Eukaryota, Metazoa, Arthropoda, Insecta, Ephemeroptera, Baetidae.
GCGCGUGCCUUGCAGUUAGUGUCCGCACACGUCUCCUGGUCUUGCGAGAAGACAGAGGAGCGAGCCGUCCACUCGAGCCGUUUGUUGCCUUUCGGAUUUUUUGCCCCGAUUUUUGGCCAAGAUGCCUCAGUUCGGAGAAGACAUGACCAACUCGACCACCAAUAAUCCCAACGUGCCCAUAGUGAUGCACUGUACCAGGAUGGCUGGACGAGCGGUCAUCAGGGUCGUCGGCAGGUGCAACGACGCCCAAGAAACUUGCAAACUUGACCUGUCCGACUGUCAGCUGAUGCAAAUCCCGGACGCAGUGUACCAUCUUAUGCGCAACACUGUUCUCCAGACGUGCGACCUUUCCACAAACGCGCUCACCAAGAUCGGUCCUGGCCUUGCAAAGAAGUUCACCGAGAUCACAGAGCUAAACUUGUCCCACAACAAAAUCACCACCAUGUCCGACCAGAUGUCCGACUUAAACCAACUGCGCAUCCUGGACUUGGCACACAACUCGCUGCCAGCGAUGCCACCCGCCAUUGCCAAGAUGCCCGCCCUAGAGGUUCUUGAUCUUUCGCACAACAGGAUAGACAAUAUUGAUGUGAAUGUUUUGAAAAACGCACCCAGUUUGCGUAUGAUCAACCUGAGUGAGAACCCGUUGACCCUGCCCUGCAUCGCCGCCCUUCGGGAGAAUUUUGAGGUGGUUGAAGCCCCGACCGACAACGCCAGAGGCUUGCAAGUGGUGUUUACAUCCUCCGAGGACGACGACGAUUGGAAAAUUGAGUGAUUUCGCUGGUUAUUUCAAAGAGACCCCGCUGUGUGGGUGAACUGAAAUAAUGAUCUCACGAUGGACUCAACAUCUCAAAGAAAAAAUCGUGCAAGAAAUUUUCUCAAAUCGAAUUUCAAACUAAACUAUUUUUGGUAACCGCAGGGUAACACGAAUUAGUGGCUCAAUUUGCAAAAUGCUUUUUGGCAUUUUUCUUAAUUCACAUAAUAUUUAUAUAUAUCUGUGAUGCGCACAGGGGCAAAGAACGUGUAUUAUAUUUUGUUUAAAAGGGGUUUCUACUAUUUAUUAACUAUCCAAUUAUAUACCGUUGUGAAUCAAAAAAGCCUUCCGUUCCAGGGGCCGAUUGUGUUUGUGAACAUUUAAUCACUAUGUCUAGUCAUGGAUGGACUAACAUAAGUGUUGUGCAAAUGACUAUUAGAUAGCUAUUUGAUUGCAUUGUCUAUUUCUUAAUUGAAUAAAAAAAUAAUACUCAAAAUCACUUUAAUUAACAUAAA